GUUAGGGGGGCCGCCGGCCGGCGGCGGGCGGAACUCUCCGGACUGGCUGUACGAGUCGUACUACCGCAUGAGCCAGCAGCACCCGCUCAUCGUGUUCCUGCUCCUCAUCGUCAUGGGAGCGUGUGUGGCGUUCAUCGCCGUCUUCUUCGCCUCCGGACUGGACAUGCAGGACCACGUGGCCUUCAUCAUCACAGUGCCCACCACGCUGGCCAUCUUCCUGACCAUCUUUGUCCUCGUCUGCAUCGAGUCGGUCUUCAAGAAGCUCCUGCGCCUCUUCUCCCUGCUCAUCUGGGGCUGCCUCGUCGCCAUGGGUUACCUCUUCAUGUUCUUUGGCGGGAUCAUCUGUCCUUGGGACCAGGUGUCUUUCUUCCUGUUCAUCGUGUUUGUGGCGUACACCAUGCUGCCCUUCUCCAUGCGGGAGGCGGUCAUCGCCAGCGUGCUGACCUCCACCUCCCACACGCUGGUGCUCAGCGUCUGCCUCUCCUCGGCCACAGACAACCUGGAGCCGCUCGUCUGGCAGAUCCUGGCCAACAUCAUCAUCUUCAUCUGCGGGAACCUGGCGGGAGCCUACCACAAGCACCUGAUGGACCUGGCCCUGCGGCAGACCUACCAGGACACCUGCAACUGCAUCAAGUCCCCCAUCAAGCUGGAGUUCGAGAAGCAUCAGCAGGAGCGUCUGUUGCUGUCCUUGCUCCCUGCCCACAUUGCCAGGGUGAUGAAGGCCGAGAUUAUCCAGAGGCUAAAAGGUCCCAACUUUGGCCAGGCGGAGAACACCAACAAUUUCCACAAUCUCUACGUGCAGAGACACACCAAUGUCAGCAUUUUGUAUGCGGAUAUAGUCGGCUUCACACGCCUCGCCAGCGACUGUUCCCCUGGAGAACUCGUUCACAUGCUCAACGAGCUCUUCGGCAAGUUUGACCAGAUUGCAAAGGAGAACGACUGCAUGCGGAUUAAGAUCCUGGGGGACUGUUACUACUGUGUGUCGGGCCUGCCGGAGUCUCUGCCCAACCACGCCAACAACUGUGUGAAGAUGGGCCUGGAGAUGUGUGAGGCCAUCAAGAAGGUGAGGGACGCCACCGGCGUGGACAUCAACAUGCGCGUCGGGGUGCAUUCUGGGAAUGUCCUGUGCGGCGUCAUCGGCCUCCAGAAGUGGCAGUACGACGUGUGGUCGCACGACGUGACGCUGGCCAAUCACAUGGAGGCUGGAGGCGUGCCCGGUCGCGUUCACAUCUCCUCGGUGACCCUGGAGCACCUGAAUGGAGCCUACAAGGUGGAGGAGGGUGACGGGCAGCACCGCGACCCAUACCUGAAGGAACACGGAGUCAUUACAUUCCUGGUUAUCAACCCUAAGGCGGAGAGGAGGAGUCCCCAGCUGCACUGCGGGCCUCGCCACACGGACGCGUCGAGGGCGUCGGUGCGCAUGACCCGCUACCUGGAGUCCUGGGGCGCCGCCAAACCCUUCGCCAACCUGCACCACCGCGACAGCAUGACCAACGAGAACGGCAAGAUCAACACCCACGACGUGCCUGUGGGCCAGUAUCAGUUCCAGAGGAGAUCGGAGAGGACUAAAUCACAGAAGAAGUGGUUCGAAGAGGAGCUGAAUGAGAGGAUGAUCCGGACCAUUGAUGGCAUCAACUCUCAGAAACAGUGGCUCAAGUCAGAAGAUAUCCAAAGAAUCUCAUUGUUCUUUCAUAACAAGGCGCUGGAAAACGAGUACAGGGCAACAACUCUGCCAGCCUUCAAGUAUUAUGUCACCUGUGCCUGCCUCAUCUUCUUCUGCAUCUUCAUUGUCCAGAUACUAGUCUUACCAAAAACUGCUGUGCUGGGCGUUUCGUUUGGACUGUCCUUCCUGCUCCUGGCUUUGAUCCUGAUCAUCUGCUUCGCCGGCCACAUCCUGCAAUGGGGAAAAGCAGCCUCGUGCUCUCUGCCCUGGCUUCCGAGCUCCUCCAGGAUCAUUGCCAACAAUCCUUGGAUACGACUUGUCCUCACCAUGACAACCACCGCCCUCAUCCUGGUCAUGGCUGUGUUCAACAUGUUUUUUCUAGAGGAGGUGAGGACAGUGGAUGUCCCUGGUUUGAACAUGUCCAACGAGACCAUGGUCAGCUCCCCGGGCUACGUUAUGCAGUUCGUGGAAGAGGACAAGUUCUAUCUGCCCUACUUCAUCUACAGCUGCAUCUUGGGCCUGGUGUCCUGCUCGGUGUUCCUGCGCAUCAACUACGAGCUGAAGAUGCUCAUCAUGCUGGCGGCGGUGGUGGGCUACAACGUCGUCAUCCUCCAGACCUACGCAGCCGCGCUGGACGACUACAGCACCGCGCUGUACCGCACACAGCCUCUGGAGAGGCCAGGGGUGCUGAAGGACCUGAAGACCAUGGGAUCGGUGUCUUUGUUUAUCUUCUUCAUCACCCUCCUUGUUCUGGCCCGACAGAAUGAAUAUUACUGUAGGUUAGACUUCGUCUGGAAAAACAAGUUCAAGAAGGAGUGCGAGGAGAUCGAGACCAUGGAGAACCUCAACCGUGUUCUCCUGGAGAACGUUCUACCUGCCCACGUUGCUGAGCACUUCUUGGCGAAAAACUGGAAAAAUGAGGACCUGUACCACCAGUCCUAUGACCUGGUGUGUGUGAUGUUUGCUUCAAUCCCAGACUUCAAGGAGUUCUACACCGAGUCGGACGUCAACAAGGAAGGACUGGAGUGUCUCAGACUCCUCAAUGAGAUCAUUGCCGACUUUGACGAGCUUCUGUCUAAACCCAAGUUCAGUGGUGUGGAGAAGAUCAAGACCAUUGGCAGCACAUACAUGGCUGCCACAGGACUAAAUAUCGCACCAGGACCAGAAUGUACACAGGAUGACAGACAGUACAUGCACAUUGGCACCAUGGUGGAGUUUGCCUUUGCCUUGGUGGGGAAACUCGACGUCAUCAAUAGGCAUUCCUUCAAUGACUUUAAAUUAAGAGUGGGGAUAAACCAUGGCCCUGUGAUAGCAGGGGUGAUCGGAGCACAAAAGCCCCAGUACGACAUCUGGGGCAACAGUGUGAACGUGGCCAGUAGAAUGGAGACCACAGGCGUGCUGGGGAAAAUACAGGUUACGGAGGAGACGAGUCGAGUCCUCCAGACCCUGGGCUAUGUUUGUUCUUGCCGAGGCAUCAUCAAUGUCAAAGGGAAGGGGGAGCUGGAGACUUACUUUGUUCACACUGAGAUGACCAGGUCCCUGUCCCAAGGGACUGUGAUGCCUUGAACUUUUACCCAAACCAUACACAUGUGUGCGCACACACACACACACACACACACACACACACACACACACACACACACACUGAUGCACACAGUCUCCCCUGCAUAACGGACAAAUAUGGACACCACCCCCACACACACAUACACAACAUAUAGCAUAGAUACACUGUGCUGCGAAGUGCUUAGACAAACGUAUAAAUAAACAUACACACACAAAUAUAUAAAUAUAUACAUAUAUAUAUACCUGUGAAUAUGUUUGCAUGGUCUCAGUCAUUCAGAGGAGCGGAUAGAUGUCAUGAGUGUUUGCGCUGUCCAGUCUCUUUGUGUUUUAGCCAGGCCACUGUGUGUGCAGCCAAGACAAGUUUUAAAAUGAGAAGUUUUUUGUAAGAACACGAGAAUACAAACAAAUACCAGAGUGUUGCCAUGUUGGACACCACCAUUUUCUUAUUCAUUAAAGACUUUGUAUAUACC
Sardina pilchardus (European sardine) is the source of this 3696-nucleotide messenger RNA. It is a transcript of the gene adcy2b, whose product is annotated as adenylate cyclase 2b (brain). The record is from RefSeq and is a predicted model, not a curated record. Gene Ontology annotation, cellular component: plasma membrane. Gene Ontology annotation, biological process: cAMP biosynthetic process; adenylate cyclase-inhibiting G protein-coupled receptor signaling pathway; adenylate cyclase-activating G protein-coupled receptor signaling pathway. The transcript is spliced from 25 exons. Gene Ontology annotation, molecular function: adenylate cyclase activity. Bases 68 to 3229 code for a protein of 1053 amino acids. NCBI's taxonomy places the organism in Eukaryota, Metazoa, Chordata, Actinopteri, Clupeiformes, Clupeidae.